This is a messenger RNA of Pipra filicauda (Wire-tailed manakin), 3453 nucleotides long. RefSeq names its product ADP ribosylation factor like GTPase 13B (gene ARL13B). Bases 239 to 1516 code for a protein of 425 amino acids. Gene Ontology annotation, cellular component: ciliary membrane; motile cilium; non-motile cilium. NCBI's taxonomy places the organism in Eukaryota, Metazoa, Chordata, Aves, Passeriformes, Pipridae. Gene Ontology annotation, molecular function: GTPase activity; GTP binding. Gene Ontology annotation, biological process: receptor localization to non-motile cilium; non-motile cilium assembly. The transcript is spliced from 11 exons. The record is from RefSeq and is a predicted model, not a curated record.
UGGGGUGACGGGCCGGGGGCGCCUCACACGGAGCCGGAGCCGCCUUGUGCGUGGCGGGGCCGGAGAGGGGUUGCCGCCCCUGGCUGCUCCUCCCCCCCGCAGCCUGGGGGAUACCGCGACGUCCCGCCGCCGUGGACGCCUCCGCCGGAGCCACCGCAGUGACAAGACAAAGUCUUUUUGGGUUGCUCUGGCCUGUCCACAUUGUUUCUGGAUGGCUCUGGAUGGAUAGUGAAGAGGGAUGUUCAGUCUAAUGGCCAAUUGCUGCAACUGGUUAAAACGGUGGCAGGAACCUGUCAGGAAGGUGACACUAAUAAUGGUCGGUCUUGAUAAUGCUGGUAAAACUGCUACAGUCCGAGGAAUUCAAGGAGAGUCUCCUGAAGAUGUGGCUCCAACAGUUGGGUUUUCCAAAAUUGAUCUUAAACAGGGACGCUUUGAAGUGACAAUCUUUGAUUUGGGAGGUGGAAAACGAAUUCGGAAUAUCUGGAGGAACUACUAUGCUGAGUCCUACGGGGUGAUAUUUGUGGUGGAUUCCAGUGAUGUUGAAAGAAUGGAAGAAACAAAGCAAGCCAUGAUAGAAGUUUUAAACAGCCCUAAGAUAUCAGGAAAACCCAUAUUGGUGCUGGCAAAUAAGCAGGACAGAGAAGGAGCUCUGUCAGAAGCAGAUGUAAUCGAGUCCUUGUCUCUGGAGAGGCUUGUCAAUGAACACAAAUGUCUCUGUCAAAUUGAACCUUGCUCAGCUAUCAUGGGCUAUGGGAAAAAAAUUGACAAAUCAAUAAAAAAGGGUUUAUUUUGGCUUCUACAUAUCAUAGCCAAAGAUUUUGAUGCCUUAAAUGAGCGAAUCCAAAGAGACACCACAGAGCAAAAGGCAUAUGAAGAACAGAAGAAACUGGAACGAGCUGAGCGAGUGAGAAGGAUACGAGAAGAAAGGGAAAAAGAAGAAGGAGCUGUACCUGAUGAGGAAGACCCUGAGCCUGGGAAAUAUCAGAACCCCUUCCAGCCUAUAUCUGCUGUAAUCUCUGAGAAUGAAAAGCAAAUAGAAAAGGAGAAGAAGCAGCAAAGGUUGGAGACUGAAAAGGCUACAAUUGUCUUGAAAUCACAAGCAGAGCAGGACCAGAUGGAUGCCCAGCACUUAUCAAGUAGCAGCAGCCAAAACACAACUGACAGCAGACUAGAAAUGUGCAAUUCUGCAACUACACAGCUUUUGCAGCACUCGGAAGAGAAUGAUCACCAAGCCUCAGAUUGCCUUGACUCAGAUAACAGUAAGAAAAAAAGUAAAAAACCAAAAUUAAAAAGGGGCCACAGAGUAGAACCUAUUAAUCCAGAGGAUUCUCUUCCCAAAAAUCCAACACCACCACCAGCACUUCCACCAGUUGGCUGGGGAACUCCCAAACUUAAUAGACUUCGAAAACUCGAGCCUCUUGGUGAAACACAUCAUGCUGAUUUCUAUGGAAAGCCUCUGCCCCCGCUGACUCUAUGCCAAAGACCCAACAGUGACACCCAUGAUGUCAUUGCUUAACUGGAUCCCAAACAGAAUUUAAAACCACAAAAUGAAAAAAUUCCAUCAGAAACAUUUUUUUUGCCCUUGAAGGAAAAUUUUUAAAGUGACACUUUAUCAGCAUGUUGCAAAAUGACUUGGUGACAAUUAAAUCUGGAGUUUGUUCUCUCGAACUUAGUUGAUCUUGUCAUUCCACAUCACCAGCACUUCUUCAGGGUUUAGUGUGAAAUAAGAAAGGUCUGUGUGUCCAUGGAUGUGAACAUGGUAUUGAAUAUUUACUUGUGAAAAUACAUAUCCAUAAACCUGAAGAAAAACAACUUCAAGAUCACAGGAUUGUACCGUCCCAUCGAGACCUUCCUCCAGGUGCUGUGCAGUCGUUGGUAUUUUUUCAGCUCAUAAAUUAUUUUGUAAGAUUCAUUGUAUGAUAGGGUGACUAUAGAAAGGCUAAACAAAUAUUGAGUAUAUUUUUCUACCUUUUUAUAAAAUGAUUUGGAAGUUUGAGUGGACAUGGGUACCUGCUACCAAUAAAGUGAUACCUUGGAAGCAUUAGAAAGCUGAUGGUCAAGUUAAUAUAAAUACAGUGUGUUUGACUCUUACAGUAGCAAAACGCCUUUAUUAGGGAUUAUAUUACUAGGUGUAGUAUUUCAUAUUUCUGGCAACCUGAAGCAAGGAGUAAGACAGAACGUUUAAAAUAACUACAUUUUAUACAAAAUAUUGCUAUUUGAACUGUCUGAAAGUUUUCUUAUCUGUUGUUUUCUUUGUUUUGUUAACUGAAUCUGACAUAGGUAAUAAAUUCUGUGGAAAAAAAUUUAGUUGGAUAUUGUAUUGACUACUACAACAUACAGGAAAAUUGCACAUAGUGUAAGUUUUGCACUAAUUGAGUCAUGAAUUUUGAUGGAAAACUGAAUCAACCAAUAUGCAGAUAAACUCCAACAGGGUUUAAUCUCGAUAACACUAAAAUACCAUCUUGAAAACUAAAGAAACCCCAGGGUUUUAAGGAUUUAAACAAUACUUCCAUGUGUUUAUCUACAUUAAAAAAAAAAUCACAUACAAGUGAUUAAUUAACAACAAGGGUUACAAAUUGAUAUAUUCCUGUUUAAAUGUUUUUCCUCUUACACUAGAGACAACAAUUGGUGUCUUGUGUAAAGUAUAUUGUUAUGCCACUUAGUUACAGUAAGGAUGAAACCCCCAUUCAAAGGGAUUUUUUUGAAGAAGGAGUAUUUGAUUAUUGAUUAUUUUAUAUUACUCUCCAUCUUCAAUAACAUGGUAAUACCAAAUUACUUCCGGAGAUGUUAAAGCAAUGCAAUGUUUAUGUUCAGCACUUUGAUACUGGAAAUCUUUGCCAUAUGCCCCUUACAGCAAUGAGUUGCACAAAUAGACAUCCACCAUAAUAAUCAAAAUUAAAUUUUAUUAAGAUUUUUACAGAAUGUGUUUGUGGGGGGGUGGAAUCCAUCUUGAGAUAAGUUUGGAAUGGGUGGAGAGGUAAAGUCCAAGUUUAGUGAAAGGAUGAAGCACUUUGUACAUGACUACAUGAGAGUACUUUUUUGUAUUCUAAUAGUGUAACAUAAUUUGAUUAUUCUCAGAAUUUGGUCAUUUUCACUUGAAACAAACACAAUAUUAAGUGGAGGGGAGGUUGCAUAAAUGUUUAUGUGUGCAAUCUCAAUUUUAACUUUAGCUCUGUUACCACUUAAGUUUUCAGCUUAAAGGCUAUACUUAUUUUUUUUACAGCUUCAGUUUCUAGGAGUGUAUUACCCUUUUAUUUUACCUCCCAUCAAAAAUAAAUGAAUCGAAGUCUUUACUGAAAACAAAGCUGAAUGUGCUGUUGUAACAACGCCUGAGAAACUAAAAUGUCAGGUGUUGAUACAUAUGAACUGUGUGUUAUGUAUGUUGUGUGUGGACACAUGUAUCAUUUUUGAUUUUGCUUUUAAAAUAAAUUUUACCAAUAUGUGACCAAAGUA